Molecule: messenger RNA, 840 nt
Organism: Penaeus vannamei (Pacific white shrimp)
Lineage: Eukaryota; Metazoa; Arthropoda; Malacostraca; Decapoda; Penaeidae
Source: RefSeq, a predicted model, not a curated record
AUGCCCCCAGGGACAGCCCCUAGGACAAUACCCCCUUCCGGACACGCCCCCGGACAAACCCCUAGACUAACCCCCUCCGGACACGGCCCCCAGGAACCCCUAGACAAAAAACCUCCUUCGGAGACGCCCUACCACGGACAUGCCCCCCUUAGCACCCACUCCUUGGACAGCGCACCACCUUUUGGGCUGUUGCUUUUUCUUUUUAAUUCUGACAAACCUCCUCCGGACCAACGUCCCCCCCGUAACCCCCCUAGACAAACCUCACUCGCGGACCAGCCCCCGGACACCCCCCUACGAGCAUCCUCCGGACACGAGACCCCGGACAACCCCCUUAGACAAACCCCCUCCGACACGUCCCCCCAGGACACCCCCCUAGAACAAACCCCCUCCGACACGCCCGCCCCCUCGACAACCCCCCUACGAGCAAACCAGCCUCCCUGGAAGCUCCGCAAGGACCCACCCCAUAGACAAACGCCAACCCUCCGGACCCAACGCCCUCCCUCCCCCCGAAACAACCCCGACAAACCCUCCGGAAAGCCCAGGAACAACCCCCCUAGACAACACCCCACCCUCCGGGACACGCGCUCCAAGGGACACCCUCCUCUAGAAAAACCCCCUACAGCGGAACAAACGCCCCGCAGGACACCCCCCUGCCAGAACAACCCGUCCCGUCCGGACAUACCACGCCCCAGGAAACCCCUAGAGGCAAGCACUCCAGCAUCCGGCAACACGCUCGGACUCGGACACCUCGAUGCACCACUCGUUGCACGAGUGGCCGCGAUGGCGACACCACAAGCGCCCCCUACACUAGACAAGCCCCCAUCGGACACGCACGGAUGA